Molecule: messenger RNA, 2158 nt
Organism: Parasteatoda tepidariorum (common house spider)
Lineage: Eukaryota; Metazoa; Arthropoda; Arachnida; Araneae; Theridiidae
Product: carnitine O-acetyltransferase
Biological process (GO): carnitine metabolic process, CoA-linked
Cellular component (GO): peroxisome
Molecular function (GO): carnitine O-acetyltransferase activity
Source: RefSeq, a predicted model, not a curated record
ACAGAUGCUGUCAUUAAUCCGCGUCUGUGUACACAACACACUUUAGUACAAUUGAACAUGUUCUUGAAUAUUAGAAUCUGCACACUUGUUUGAAAGAAUAACAUCAUGCUUUUCAGACUAUUGCGCGGGAAGCUAGCCAGGGCAGAGUCAAUUGUUUUGAAACAUGAAAAGCUUGCAUCUACCCAUCCUUUAAGUUCCAUGAAAAUGCACAAAGAGAUGAUGAAUUAUCAUAAGUCUCUUCCUAAGCUUCCAGUUCCACCUCUACAUUCAUCACUAGAAAAAUAUUUACGAUCUGUUCGCCCGUUCCAGACCGAUGAAGAAUUUAAAAACACAUGUAAAAUUGUAAAAGAAUUCGGGGCUCCAGAUGGCUUAGGUGUGAAACUGCACGCAGCCCUCGUAGACAAAUCUAACAAAACAGAAAACUGGAUUCGUGAAUGGUGGAUAAAUGAAGCUUACUUAUCUGUGCGAGACUCCUUGUUGACUGGCUCUUCUAUGGCAGUCAUGGGAGAGUUUCAAGAUUUUAAUACAGAUGAAUCUCAUUUGAGAUUUUCAGCUAAAGUUGUUGCUGCAAUGUUAAAUCUCAAAAGCCAGUUUGACAAUUCUACACUGGAAAAAGAAGUCAUUGGAGGCCACCCUUUAGAUAUGACUAAUUACUGUGAUAUGUUUGCUGGCUGUAGAAUCCCUAAUUCUCCCCGUGAUUCUAUUUUUUUAAGUUAUUUAGAGGACGAACCACAGAACCACAUUGUUGUUGCACAUAAAAAUCAUUAUUUUAGCUGCAAAGUUUAUGGCGAUGAUGGUGAACCACUUCACGAAGAUCAGAUUUAUUCGCAACUUAAGAAAGUGGUAGAUCAGUCUCAAGAACCCCAACUACCCAUAGGAAUACUUACAACUCUACAUAGGGAUAAAUGGCUUAAAGCUUACAACACUUUGCGUAAAUAUGAUCCAAUAAAUAAAAAGUCUAUCAAUGCUAUUCAAAAAGCCCUCUUUAUCUUAUGUCUGGAUAAACCUGUAUCAAACAAAGACAUGCCCAACAGGAAAUCUCACAUGAUAAGCCAUUUUAUACAUGGAGGAGGAACUGAUAUAAAUAGUGGAAACAGAUGGUUUGACGAAUUUCAGAUCAUCGUAAAUCGAGAUGGAACCUUUGGAUUUAACUUCGAACACAGCAUAAUUGAUGGUCAAUUUUUUAGGAGAUUGCUUCAGCAUGUAUUCGAUUACACGAAUAGAAGUGAGAGUAACAAGCAUUGCCAUUCGACUUCCGCUCCAGAUCCAAAUAUGUUAAAAUUCAAUGUUUCAAGAGAGACUGUAGAAGAUAUAGAAGACGCCAAAAGGGAUUUAAAAAGAUUUGUAGAUGAUCUUGACAUGAGAUGUAUGCACUUCGAUAAUUAUGGGACAGAUUUCAUGAAAUCACACAAAUUGAGUUCGGAUAGUUUCAUACAAAUGGCUCUUCAACUAGCAUUUUACAAGAUCCAUGGGGAGAUUGGUGCAACGUAUGAAAGUGCAUCGACUCGAAAGUUUUUGUUCGGAAGAACAGAUGUCAUACGCUCAACGUCAGUCGAGAGUGUUGAUUUCUGCAGAAAAAUGCUUGACAAGUCAACAUCUCUUACUUCUAAAAUUGCUUUUUUAAGAAAUGCUAUUCAAACUCACAAGGAAUAUGCCCUUCAAGCAGUGAAUGGAAUGGCUUUUGAUAGGCUUCUCUUGGGAUUGAGACUAAUAGCAAAAGAAUCAGGAAUGGAUGAACCAGUUUUGUUCCAAGACGUUGCAUUUAUAAGAAGUACUUAUUAUAGAUUAUCAACUAGUAAUAUUGCAAUCAGAGCAAGAAAUUGUGGAGGCUUUCCAGUUUUAGUUCCAGACGGUUAUGCAUGUGCUUACAAUCCAAAGCCCUCCUUCCUUACAUGCGUCAUUAGUGCAAGUAAUACCUGUCCAAAAACUAGUUCAGAUGAUUUCGAAACAGCUAUGACUGAAGCACUUACUGAAAUGCACAGCGUCAUUACAAAAUCUUCAGUUUGAAAAAAAAAAACUUAGAUUAGAAAGGACUCUUUUUUACUUAAUAUAUUUCCUUCCUUAUAAACAAUUUUUUCUCAUUUUGCAUUAAACAUUACUUGGUUAAAAGGAGGCUCAAUAUUUGCACAACCAAUAAAAUGGAAACUAAAUUUAAAAA